UUAUAAAUUCCAGAGUUUUUUUUAUUAAAAUAAUUUAUCAGAUUAAAAUGGAUAACAAACUGUUCUCGUAUAAUUCUCUUGUUCAGGCUAUCGCAGGAGCCUCGGGAAGUGUAUGUGCUCAAUUACUGACGAUGCCCCUGACGACAAGCUUUACAAGAGCUCAGUUAGAUUCUUCCCUAGUUGCAAAGGGACCUUUAGAGACAAUUAUCAGUAUACUAGAAAAGGAGGGCUUACAAGGGCUUUACAGGGGAUGUGAGGUCACAUGUAAAAGUGUAGCAGUGUCUAAUUUUGUAUAUUUCUAUAGGGGAUGUGAGGUCACAUGUAAAAGUGUAGCAGUCUCUAAUUUUGUCUAUUUCUACUUGUUCCAUGGCCUUAAAAACCAGUUAUCAACGGGGCCUCAAACACCAUUAAAGGAUCUUCUUAUUGCUUGUAUCGCAGGAAGCUUGAAUGUUCUAACAACAAAUCCUCUAUGGGUUGUAAGCACUAGGCUGAAAAUGGCAGGAAUUAACGAGGAUAAUCCAAGGUAUAAGGGAUUGUUGGAUGGGAUUAGACAAAUAUCAAGAAAAGAAGGAUUAGGAGCAUUGUGGAAUGGAACUAAGGCCUCCCUGCUGUUGGUUUCUAAUCCUGCAAUAAAGUUCACUGUCUACGAACUUCUUAAACGAAAAUUUUUCAAGGAUGGUUCGGUGGUUGGAGUAACCGCUUUUCUCCUGGGAGCACUUAGCACUGCUGUCUCCACCAUACUUACUUACCCACUACAGAUUUUACAGUCCAGAGCCAGGAACAGUUUAAAGAACUUGUCUCUCAGGCAAAUCCUGGUUCUCAUUUUAAGAGAGGAUGGAUUAGAAGGAUUGUUCCGAGGCCUUGACUCAAAGGAAAACUGCACAAACAAUAACAAAUAAUUUUUGUCUGAUCAUUGAAAGGGACAGUAAGGGUAAUAUUAAGCGAACCUUCGUAUAUAAUAGGCCUUUUCUGAUCAAUUAUGAAUUAGAUAUCAAUUUUUGUAAUUUUAUGUGAGAUUAUUUUUUAUUGUGAAUUCUUGUGACUUGCGCAUUUCUGCUACAGGAAAAAGUAUUGGAAUUACCAGAAUCAAACACUUUUAAUCUAAAAAGUAAAAAACGACAAUAUCAUAAUUGAUAAGAUAAACGGUAACGUUGUAUGUCAAUCGGGCAUUGUCUUCUUUUCAUCAUAGGAGGUCACUUUUAAUCAAGCGCACCACAGGCACUUUAUGAUCUUUUCCAUUUUUCUGAAACGUUGAUCUUUUUCAUAAAUAUUUCAUCAUGUUUGAUUUUAAUGGUCUUGUAUACACAAAAAUAUAUUUUAACAGCCUAAGAAUGAGAAACCAGCGAUAACUGCAGUGUAGUCAUAGUUAGUCCCGCCGUUUACCCGCGCUUGCUAGUAAAUUACGAUUUUAGCUAUUUUCCCAUAUAAAUGUGGACCCACUCAACUGAGAAUCUCAAGCUUAGAACAUUCCAGUGGUUCUCCCGAGUUCCACAAUCAAAAUUUGAAGCAAAUCGGUUCAUGAGUUAUGAUCGGACAAACAAACAAACA
Eurytemora carolleeae is the source of this 1548-nucleotide messenger RNA. It is a transcript of the gene PMP34, whose product is annotated as peroxisomal membrane protein PMP34. Gene Ontology annotation, molecular function: coenzyme A transmembrane transporter activity; ADP transmembrane transporter activity; FAD transmembrane transporter activity. Lineage: Eukaryota; Metazoa; Arthropoda; Copepoda; Calanoida; Temoridae. The transcript is spliced from 11 exons. Gene Ontology annotation, cellular component: peroxisomal membrane. The record is from RefSeq and is a predicted model, not a curated record. Bases 48 to 899 code for a protein of 283 amino acids.